AUGCCCAGUUUGAAGGCCGAACGAAGGUUUUCCUGUCUGGAGUGCAACAGAGAGCACACGGUCAUAUGCACCAUAGAUAACACAAAGAACAAAGGAACCGCGAAGUGCACAUUCUGUGAAGCCACGUAUCAGUGUACCACAAACAGACUUUCACAGGCAAUAGACGUGUAUGCAGAGUGGGUUGACUAUAUGGAGAAGAAAUCAGCAAACUAA
This is a messenger RNA of Nematocida minor, 213 nucleotides long. RefSeq lists its product as uncharacterized. The coding region runs from base 1 to 213 and encodes 70 amino acids. Gene Ontology annotation, molecular function: RNA polymerase II complex binding. Gene Ontology annotation, biological process: transcription elongation by RNA polymerase II. NCBI's taxonomy places the organism in Eukaryota, Fungi, Microsporidia. The transcript has a single exon. Gene Ontology annotation, cellular component: transcription elongation factor complex. The record is from RefSeq and is a predicted model, not a curated record.